Marchantia polymorpha subsp. ruderalis is the source of this 2451-nucleotide messenger RNA. Lineage: Eukaryota; Viridiplantae; Streptophyta; Marchantiopsida; Marchantiales; Marchantiaceae. The record is from the annotation of a GenBank genome assembly.
UGAGUUUUAGGGAGGUUUAUGAACUAACAAUGCUGUUUGACUUAUUUUCUGUCAUAAGGAGUUAAACCAGAUGAAGAUGGUUCCUCCAGUUCACUAUUGAAACUAACAAUAUAUUUUCGUAUUGGUCUUGGUGCGUUCAUCUGAAGCUCUCAGCGUCAUGCUACCCUCUUCAUGCUCAUCUUUCAUCGCAACCAGAACACUUUUUAAAAGGUCGUUAUUGUCGUUAGAUGCUAUGUAUUAUAUUUGUCAUGACUCCCAUUUUAGGCAUCUUGUCAACGCGGCAAUAUUCACUAGUACAGCAGAAGAAUUAAUCUUGUUCGAGAUUCACACCAGUUCCACUAUUCAGCCUACUCUGAGAGAUGACGAAGGUCGUAUGCGAGCGAACUUCGAAGGCGGAGACGACAUUAGAUAGCACAUUUAGACACAGAAGCAUCGCGAUGCAUCACAAUGUUCAUCGCUGCCUUUGGCAGAUGGACAAAGGAAACUCUACAACUUCAGGAUACAACUUCCAACUAGAGAUGAGGCAUAAAGAAAGCACACUUCAGUCUAACAUUUGGAGUUUCAGUCUUGUGUAUGUCUUAUUCAAGACCUGGGAAAUUUUCUAGACUAUUCAAUAAAUUUCAGAUCAAGCUCUUCGACUUCCCUGUCAUUUGAUCCAGAGUCAGCAGUACGUCUGCUUGUGACAGAGAGCAUUCACGUUCAUUGGACUUCGCGAAAUCGAGCAUCUAUGCACAUGUCUCUCCCUUCAGAAUGUUGCUUUUUGGUGUUCUACACGCAAGUGUGCCAUACCCGUGACCCUUAUAUUCUUCUAUCACUAGAUUCCAUAUUAUCACUUUUUGAGCAAAUCUUACUGGAUAUACUGAUUUGUAGGAGUUGUCCUAGAUCAUGGAGUGCGCCGCCUACAAUCAUGGGAGCGCAAAUAUGUUAUAGCGGAUAAAAUUAUUCCAACACGUCAAUUCACUUAAGAUUACUAAACUAUCUAUUAACACAGGAAUUUGAGAAAGCAUGUCUUCAAUUUGUCGAUUUUUCUCGCAAGGCUGGACAUUUGGCAAAAUAAUUCAUUGCCUUUUGAGUAUACGACGCCUAUGCAUAUCUCUAUAUAUGAAUUGCAGGCGUGAGUUCACAUUAGGACUGUAGAAUGCAGUCUUUGAUAGCGCCCGUUUAUCAUGACAUUUUGUUAUAGCUACAAAAGUAUGGUUGAAAGGAUUCUACUCACCCAUAAAGACCAUCAUCGUCUUCAAAUAUUUGCAAAUCGAAGACGUCCCAAGCGCAAUGCAAGACCCGACGAAGUGGGGCUGGAGAAGCAUGAGUGAAACACACAUCGUACUUCUGCUCCUCUUGGCAUGCAGCAUUCUGUUGAUGCAGAAAGCUACGGCUGCAGAUCCAGAUCCACUCGUGGACUUCCCACCGAAUGCCAGCACACCCGUCUUCAGGGACAUAUUUUCACUAGGAGUUGUAGGCAAAGGAUCUGGAGGUGUGAAAGCUGGUCUUAACGUGACGAUCUUUCCUGGCCUGAAGUCACAAGGCAUAACAGUUAUCCAGUUUAGAAUGCUCCCUUGUGGAGAGAACUUACCUCACACUCAUCCCCGAGCUACAGAACUCCUGUCUAUGAUUAGUGGCGGUCCUCUUCAGGCAGGAUUUGUUGACACGAAAGGAGUCUCCAAGAUUUACAUAGUCUAUCCAGGAGAUCUUAUUAUCUUCCCUCGCGGGUUGUUGCAUUUUGAGCUGAACGUGGGAAACGAAACAGCCUUCUUUCUCUCAUCAUUUAAUAGCGAGAAUCCUGGCAUCCAGGACUCUGCAGGAGGCCUGUUGCAACUACCAGAGCGAGCAGCCGCUAUAGCUUUGAACCAAGACUUGGAAACCAUCAGGUCCUUGAAGUCUCAGAGAAAAUACAACGACCCGUCGACUCUUGUGGCUGCCAAAAAUGGAGUUUGCAUCCCUGGCCAGUUCAUAGACACUGAUAUAUGAAACUUCGCUAGCUAAUAUCACGUUUUCAGUUAAGAAUCGACCUAAGGCUUGACUAAUCCUUGGCUAACUUUGAAUAGGUCUUGGCUCGUGCUUCUUGCGUUAGUCAAGGAUAUUACAACCUCAUGCACGAAAAUUACUUGUCAAGCUAUCGACGAUGAUAUAUAUGUUGAAUAUAUAUCUUAAAUGUAAACUUCUCUUCAGAGAGUGAGCUUAGGAAUGAACUGAUUUGCUUACGAAAUGACCGUAUAGAUGUGAACACUCACACGCAUGCCUGCUUAAUGUAGGCGGUCGGCGGUCGCCACACCUGAAUACCUAAACUAGACUCCGCCGGUGCGCCUACUUAUGUUACAUAAUAGUGUCCACACUCAGACUUCAACCAUCAAAAAAAAAAAAUGAAUAUAUCUUAGUGCAUCUUCAAGAAUUUUUUUGUAGUUGGGCAAUUGCUGUCUAACAUACUUAUUUUCUCCGCCGAUGAAUAACACG